Sorex fumeus (smoky shrew) is the source of this 1306-nucleotide messenger RNA. RefSeq names its product chromosome unknown C11orf87 homolog (gene CUNH11orf87). The transcript has a single exon. Lineage: Eukaryota; Metazoa; Chordata; Mammalia; Eulipotyphla; Soricidae. The record is from RefSeq and is a predicted model, not a curated record. Bases 37 to 618 code for a protein of 193 amino acids.
GUCUUUUGGGCCCCGGCCCCUCCCAGCCCAGCGCCCAUGAGUGCCCGGGCGCCCAAGGAGCUGAGGCUGGCACUGCCGCCGUGUCUCCUCAACCGGACCUUGGCCGUCCCCCACGCCGGCAGCGGUGGUAAUGCGAGUGCCCGCAGCCCAGGCGCCAGCGGGACCUGCAUCACGCAGGUGGGACAGCAGCUCUUCCAGUCUUUCUCCUCCACGCUGGUGCUGAUUGUCCUGGUCACCCUCAUCUUCUGCCUCAUCGUGCUGUCCCUCUCCACCUUCCACAUCCACAAGCGCAGGAUGAAGAAGCGGAAGAUGCAGAGGGCUCAGGAGGAGUAUGAGCGGGAUCACUGCAGUGGCAGCAACGGCAGGGGGGUGUCCCGGGCGGGGCCCCCGGUCCAGGCCCAGGCCUCAGUCCCAGUGAAAGAAACGCGGCUGGAGAGGCAGCCCCGGGACUCUGCUUUCUUUGGCCCCUCGGCCUCGGUCUCCCCCAGCCUCCCAAGCCAGGGCUCCUGCCCUCCUCCCCCUCCACCACCUGUCCCCAGUCCUCAAGGGGCACACUCAGCCUCCUCCUGUUUGGACACAGCUGGUGAGGGCCUUUUGCAAACGGUGGUACUGUCCUGACUGUCUGAUCCCCCUUCCUCCUUUCCAGAACCUUUGCCACCCUGGAUCUCCUGCCUUUGUCCUCCCUGCCCCUGACCUCUCUUCUCUCUCCUCUCGCCCGUCCCCCCUACCCGAUUCUGCUUCUCCUCUGCCGAGGCACUGUGCGGUAUUUGUAAAUAUUGGGCAAGGAAAGUCUCGGAAGAAGAAAUAACGCUGAUAACAAUACUUUAUUAUAUUUAUAGUAAUUAUUAUACUACUACUAACACAAUCCAAGCGCAUGACAAAUCACCCAAUUUCUCACUGUCCAUGAAGGAUAAUUCUUCCCCCUCCACCCGGCGCCCGCCCCCCCCCCCCCCAGUUUGGAGGAGAAACCGCUUUAGCUACCAAAUAUAUAAAAGGCAUCGCACCCCAGAGUGAAGGGAGUGGAGAGGACCGUGUGUUGUACAUAGCUGACAAGUUAAGGUUCAGUUACCUACCUCCCCACCCCCAAGCUUUCACUUCUCCUUGGGUGUCCCCCACACCCCCACCCUUAGCCAGGCUCAGGCAAUAGUAUAGUUUAAAGAAAAUGUCUGCUUUAAGCACCAGGACUACAAGAGGCCACAAAAAAUGGUCCCAGAAAAACAUUUAUGGCAGGUAUCGCUGUCUCCUUCAUUAACCAUUCCCUUAUCCGGGAGUAGGCAUUUUUACUUGUAGAAGUGCCCCUCGCUGG